AUGGAGAAUGGGACACGUGUUAUUGACUUCUAUAUAAUAGCUUUCUCCAAAGUGUUUGGUCAAGCGUUCAUUUUAUUUCCCACAUUUCUUUCUCUCUACCUCAUAUGUCUACUUUGGAACAUGUUAAUAUUUGUGACACUCUUUAUGGAUCCUCAUUUGCAGAAGCCAAUGUAUUUUUUCCUACGUAACCUCUCCUUUGUAGAUGUCCUGUACAUUUCAGUGGCACUUCCAAAAUUAAUGGACAUCAUUAUUACUGAAAACACUCGAGUUUCAUUUGCAGCUUGCUUUACACAAAUGUACUUUUUUUCUUCCUUUGCUUGCACAGAGAUAUGGCUGUUGACCAUGAUGUCUUACGAUCGUUAUGUAGCAAUCUGCUUUCCAUUGCACUAUGUGUUAAUCAUGAAGAAGAAAAAGUGUGACCUAAUGGUGGCCGGUUGCUGGCUUUCUGGAUUUUGUAAUUCUCUUUUUGUUACAAUUUUUGCCUCUCGCUUGUCCUUCUGCAGAUCCACAUACAUCAAGCAAAUAUUUUGUGACAUUAAAACAUUGACAAAGAUUUCUUGUGGUGACAUACAUGAGUUCCAAACAAUGAUAUUGGUAGAGGCUUUUCUCAUGGGUUUAUGCCCUUUCUUGCUGAUUUUGAUGUCCUACAGUAACAUUUUAGCAAAUAUUCUAGGCUUAAGUUCUAUUCAUCAAAGGAGAAAAACUUUUUCCACGUGUACCUCUCACCUUACCAUCCUUUUAAUGUUUUAUGGGACCCUACUCUGUAUGUACAUGAUACCACCAUCAGAAUACUCAGAGGAACUUGACCAGAUAUUUUCAGUCUUUUACCUAGCAGUGACACCUACACUAAACCCUUUGAUUUACAGUCUAAGGAAUAAAGAAGUAAAAAAUGCCAUACAUAAUAUUUUAUUCAGCAAUUUUUUUUACAAAGGCAUCAGUGUCUGCAAAGGUGCAUUGUAA
Bufo gargarizans (Asiatic toad) is the source of this 960-nucleotide messenger RNA. Its product is annotated as olfactory receptor-like protein OLF4. NCBI's taxonomy places the organism in Eukaryota, Metazoa, Chordata, Amphibia, Anura, Bufonidae. Gene Ontology annotation, molecular function: olfactory receptor activity; G protein-coupled receptor activity. Gene Ontology annotation, biological process: G protein-coupled receptor signaling pathway. The record is from RefSeq and is a predicted model, not a curated record. The coding region runs from base 1 to 960 and encodes 319 amino acids. Gene Ontology annotation, cellular component: membrane. The transcript has a single exon.